This is a messenger RNA of Entamoeba nuttalli P19, 1479 nucleotides long. RefSeq lists its product as hypothetical. The coding region runs from base 1 to 1479 and encodes 492 amino acids. The transcript has a single exon. The record is from RefSeq and is a predicted model, not a curated record. Lineage: Eukaryota; Evosea; Mastigamoebida; Endamoebidae.
AUGUCUAAUAAUCCAAUUAACCUUGAUUUAUUAAAUAAAAUUAACACAUGGUAUUGUAAUGUUAUUGUUAAUAAAAAUAAUUUAGAAGAAAAAGAAUUAAUUGAAGCAACCCUGUUUGAGAUGUACUCAACAAUCUGUCAAUACAUUGAAACUAACAAAAAUGACCCAAAAGUAUUGUCUCUUCUUGAAUCUCUUCAUAAUAUAAUUUUAAAAGAAUAUUUUGUUCAUUACAGUUUCAUGAUUAGUUAUUAUGCACCAUGUGAAUUAAAUAAAAUUAACAAAGAACCUAAUCAAGCAAUUAAAAACUAUUCAAAGUAUUUAAUAUUUAUUGAGAAAGUAAUGUGUCUUUCACCUAAAGUAAAUUCAGCAUUUUAUUAUCUUCAAUCAGAUAUUAAACAAACUAUUCCUUCAAUUGUUAAUGCUCUUACACUUCCUUAUCCUGAAUUAUUCAAUAACACUAUUAAUCUACUUCUUCAUUUUGAUCCAGAAGAUAUUCCUCUCCCUAAGACUAUCAUUCCAUUAUCAAUAUAUUUAAAAUCAAUAUUUAAAAACAAUGAAGUUAAAAUAAUCUAUUCAUUCAUUCAACAUUUACUUGGAUCUUCUCUUCAUAAACAUCCUUUACUUGAUGCUUUAUUUGGAUUAGACAGAAAAGAAUUAAUAACAUCACGCUUAGAUGAAUUUCCAAUUCAAUUCUUCAUUGCUGAUAUUAAUAUUAUUGAGUUAAAUCCAUUAUUACUCAAUCUUUUACAAUCACCAUACCAACACCAUUUCAUUCAAAUAUUACAAUUAAUUCAUUCCCCAUUAUUCUCUACAAAUCCAGAUCAUCUUCUUCAGUUUAUUUCAACUCCUUUUUAUUUCUUUGUUCUAUCUUAUUUUAUUCAACUUAAAGAUGCUCCUUUCCCUUCAGCAAUUAUUGAAUGUUAUAAAAGCCAACAUGAAAAUCUUAUUCCAGUAUUAUUAGAAGAAGCAAUUAAACAAAGUGGAAUUUUAGCUGUUAAAUCUAUAUUAAAAGUAUGUGCAUUAUCAAAUGUAGUGUCUGACAAAACAAGACAUCUUUGUAUUUGUAAAAUAGCAUUAUUUAUGAAUAAGAAUAAACCAUUUGCUGAUGAAAUUCGUAGAUACGGUGAAUUCUUUGGAAUGAUAGAAGAAAACAUGAAGAAAGAACAUGACACUUCAAGUGAAAGUUUCUUUAUGUCUCUAGCAGCAUUGAGUGGGUAUGACAUUUUAUUAAUUUCACAACAUUCAAGAUUUAAAGAAUUUAUUAUUGAAGCUCUUCAAAAACCAACUAAAGGAAGAAUUACCUUUUUAAUGAUGCUUAAUAAAACUUUUGAAGGAAGAAAAUUAUUGAAAGAACGAACGAAUGAAAUAAAUAAUAUAAGAGUAUUAGUUCAAAAAUCUCUCAUUAAAAAUGAAGAAGGAAAAGGAUUACAAUUAUUUCUUCAAUCUUAUGACAAUUUAACAAAUGUUAACCAAUUGUAA